Molecule: messenger RNA, 516 nt
Organism: Arabis nemorensis
Lineage: Eukaryota; Viridiplantae; Streptophyta; Magnoliopsida; Brassicales; Brassicaceae
Source: the annotation of a GenBank genome assembly
AUGAGGCAACAUCUUAGAGUCGUGUCAAACAUGAUUAGAGAGCUCAAGACUGCUGAGGAUGAAAGCCUAGCGGCGGCUAAACCCUUUAGUGAGGCCAACGUUGCGGGUUCGACCUCAGGCUUGAAACGCAAGAAAGGUAAAAGGGGAAAUGAGGCUCCCAAUCAACCUUAUCCUAAGAGACUAAAGAAGUUUGCCAAGCGUGGUAAACGUGGAGGAAGAAAGGAUAAGAACAAAAUUAAAUGCUACAAUUGUGGCUCUUUAGGUCACUUUGCUCGUAAAUGCACUGAGGCAAAGAAGGUAUCAUCCUUGGACUCCACUUGUAAAUAUGCUUAUGUUUCUAGUUGUGCAAUGAUUGCAGAAACUCAUCCUUUGUGGAUUGUAGAUUCAGGAGCAACAGACCACGUAGCUAGAAAUGGAGAAGCAUUUAUGGAGUACCGGCGGAUACCUAAAGGACCCUUAUCCUACAUGAUGUCUUGUAUGCUCCUGAAAUUCGCCGGGACCUUGUCUCUAUUUUAG